CUCCUAAAUUCCCUCCCACUCAAUCCAUCCAUAUUCCAUUUCCUCCCUAAAUAAAGCAACACCCCCCACCUUUCCCCUCUCUUUCUCUCUCUACAAUCAUCAAUGGCAGCAAUUUCAUCAGACUAUUCAAACUCCACAAUUGCAGACCAUCUCAAAUGCCGCAAACCCAGAAACCAACGUUCAUCAUCAUCUUCAGAUCCAAAACACCCACAAAUGCCUUCAAUUAUUCAAUCCACUCGCUGCAAAUCCACCAUUUCUUCCCUCCUCCUCUCCACUUUCACCAACAAUCAUGAAAACACCAAAAUCACCCCCAAAAAACACUUCAAAAACCCCGGUUUACGCGGCUUCGGGUGCGCCGCUCGCCCCGAGGUUACCGUCCCGGCUGUUAUUAGGUCGUCCGCCGAUUGGGAAAGCAAUCAAACAAACAACAGGCAACAUAAAAACAAGCAUAACAAUGUUGCGGGUUCGAGUUCCAGUUCUAGAAAGAAGAAGAACAAGAAUAAGAAUAAGAAUGCGCAACAAUUGCAAAGUGUGUUGAUGGAUGACCCAAUUGGGUCAGUUGGUGUUCAAGAUUUAUGGUGUGGUGAUGCUUCUGCUGCUGCUUCUGUUGAUUGCGUUCGUCCUCUGUCUUCUGGUCACAACAACAGAGGCAAAAUUGAUCUUGAUAAACUUCAUCAUAGAGAGCGUGCCUCCUAUAAUUCUAGACAGAGAGUGAACACUGAGCAUUUUGCUGCCCCAGGCCUGGAUUCUGCCUUUGAUGUUCCCUCUUUUGGACCAGAUGUAUUUGAAGCCCAGUACUACCAUCAUAUGCGUAGUCGAACCCCCGAGGGGUUAGCAGAGAUCUUAAUGUUCCAAAAUGGUCUGCUGUCGGGAAGAAGAUCGGGUGGUGCUGAUAGAUACCGGGAUUUGAGACUAGAUGUUGAUAAUAUGACAUAUGAAGAAUUGCUCGAACUUGGUGAUAGUAUUGGGCAUGUGAAUACCGGACUGCGAGAUGAUCAGAUUGGCAGAUGUCUCAGGAAAACUAAGCUCUCUGUCAUAAAUGAACUUGCGUCACAACCCCGCAUAUCAGCUGAGAUAGAAGGAAAAUGCAGCAUUUGUCAGGAAGAGUAUGAAGCGGAUGAGGAGGUGGGGAAACUGGAAUGUGGACAUGAUUAUCACUUGCAUUGCAUUAAGCAGUGGCUUGUUCGGAAAAAUGCUUGCCCUGUUUGUAAAGCUGAAGCAUCUUCUCUUUAGGAUUUCGAGUGGGUUCUGUCCUGUGAUUAUUGAUAUUUUUCCCCAUUUGUAUAGAUUUAAAUUUGAUGGCCAUUACAUAGUAGGGUAGUGUGUUCAUUGCUGUGAUGUGAGUGUGUUGGCUGUUCUGAAGCUUGGUUUCCCACUUCAGCAAAGUGGGAAAAAUUUAUCAAAUAGGGUUUUUCUCAUUUAUUUUAUCUUCCCUGCUGAAGGAUUCAUGAGCCGCAGUAGAGAGUUUUGUUUCCUGUUAUUUGUUCCACAUAUAAAAAUUCGCUGUUUUGCUCCA
This is a messenger RNA of Spinacia oleracea (spinach), 1516 nucleotides long. RefSeq lists its product as uncharacterized. The transcript is spliced from 5 exons. Gene Ontology annotation, molecular function: ubiquitin protein ligase activity. Lineage: Eukaryota; Viridiplantae; Streptophyta; Magnoliopsida; Caryophyllales; Amaranthaceae. Bases 103 to 1233 code for a protein of 376 amino acids. The record is from RefSeq and is a predicted model, not a curated record.